Molecule: messenger RNA, 2601 nt
Organism: Xenopus laevis (African clawed frog)
Lineage: Eukaryota; Metazoa; Chordata; Amphibia; Anura; Pipidae
Gene: esf1.L
Product: ESF1 nucleolar pre-rRNA processing protein homolog L homeolog
Exons: 14
Coding region: 169-2589 (806 amino acids)
Biological process (GO): rRNA processing
Cellular component (GO): nucleolus; nucleus
Molecular function (GO): RNA binding
Source: RefSeq, a predicted model, not a curated record
UUCUAUAUUUUUGACCCCUCUCGGCUACAGUCAGCGGAGGCGAGGUUACGUCGGCGCGAGGGAUUGUGGGUAGGAAGCACGUGGUUCAAACUUCGGAAGAGCGGAAGGCUCAGGGCUGCGAGCAGGUUCAGUUUUAUUGCAUUUGGAGAAGAAAAUAGAUCUGCAAAGAUGACGUCCAAACCGAAUCUUGCGUCAGACCAGCGCUUCAGCCGAGUUACAAAAGAUCCCAGGUUUUGGGAAAUGCCUGAAAAAGACAAGAAAAUCAAAAUUGACAAACGUUUCCAAGGCAUGUUCCACGACAAGAAGUUUAAUCUCAAGUACACCGUCGAUAAGAGGGGCCGGCCUAUUAACCACAACACAACUGAGGAUCUGAAGCGAUUCUACGACCUGUCAGAUUCUGAUGAGGAGGGUGAGAAGGACAGGGGACCCUCAAGCUCCAAAACUGUGAAGCAGAAAGGGAAAACUAAAACACAUAAAGAUUUGGAAAGUGAGCCUCGGAAAACAAAAGCGAAGGAAUCUAAGGCUAAAAAUGGCAAGUUAAGUACAACACAAGAAAGCAGCAGAGAUGAAGGUGAGCCACGUCUUAAAGGAAAGGGAAAGGCUGGACUCAUCCAAAGCAAGCAAAAGGACACACACAUCCUCCGGAGUGAUACUAAAAUCACAUCAGUAGCAAGUGCCAAAAGCGUGACACAGACUGAGGAAGAAGAAUUGGGAGAUGAGGCCGAGAGUGAAGGAUACAGUGAAUCAGAGAGCCUGUCAGACAGUGAAGAUUCUGAAGGGCAGAGCCUUGGGAGUGAUGCAGAGAGUGAGGAGGCCAAAUCUGAUGAUGAAAGUGGGGAAGAAUCUGAAGGAGAUGAAGAAGGUUCUCAAGAAGAGGAUGAAGAGGAGAGUGAUAGUGGUCCUGAUCUGGCCAGAGGAAAAGGAAACAUUGAAACUAGCUCGGAAGAUGAAGACGAAGAUGAAGAUGACACCAAUGAGUUACUCCAGAAGGAGCCUGAAAUUGAACAUGACUGGAGAGAACUGGACAAGGAUGCACCACGUGGUGACCAGGUCACCAACCGGUUAGCUGUUUGUAACAUGGACUGGGAUAGAUUGAAAGCUAAAGACCUGCUUGCCUUGUUUAAUUCGUUCAAACCAAAAGGGGGCAUCAUAUUCUCCGUAAAGAUCUACCCUUCAGAAUAUGGGAAAGAGAGACUGAAGGAAGAAGAACUUCACGGCCCCCAGGAACUUAAGAAUGUUUCUGAAGAUGUUGCAGAUGAGCAGGGGAAUCUUAAGGAAAAACUGAGGGAAUACCAGUUUAAACGACUGAAGUACUUCUAUGCCGUGGUAGAAUGCGACACUCUGGAGACAGCCAAUAAAAUCUAUGAAGAAUGCGAUGGUCUGGAGUUUGAAAGCAGCUGUUCCUUUGUGGAUCUGAGGUUUAUCCCUAAUGAUGUGCAGUUUAGUGAUGAGCCCAAAGACUCUGCCGUUGAUGUUGACCUGUCUGCUUACAAACCCAAGCUUUUUACCACUGCUGCUGUGGCCACAUCCAAGGUAGAAAUCACCUGGGAUGAGACAGACCACGACAGAAUAACCACUCUGAACAGACCGUUUAAAAAGACCGAGAUACUGGACAUGGAUUUUCAGGCUUACUUAGCAUCAUCUAGUGAAGAGGAGGAGGAGGACAGUGAUCCAGAUAUGGGAGAGAACGAAGACACAAAGUCCAAGAAGAGCUCAAAGGAUGACGAGGAGCAAAUAACCCGUUACAGGGAGCUGCUGAAAAGCAUAAACAAUAAGGACAAAAAGGAGGACAAUGAUAUGGAGAUGGAAAUUAAAUGGGUUCCUGGGCUUAAAGAAAGUGCCGAGCAAAUGGUUAAAAGCAAGCUGGACGGCAAGGACCAACAGACUCCAUGGGAGAAAUACCUGCAGAAAAAGAAAGACAAAAGGAAAAUGAAGAAGAAGAAGGAUAAGCAGCAUCAAGAAGAAGAAGAAGAAGAAGAGGAGGAGGAUGCUAAAGAAGAAGAUGAUGACGAUGCAAUACCUUCAGAUGUGGAUUUAAAUGAUCCAUACUUCUCAGAGGAGUUAAAGAAGCCAGGUCUAAAGGCAAAAUCUUCCAGCAGCAAAAAGGAUAAUGUGUCCUCAGAAGAUGAAGCUGAAAAGGAAAAACAGAAGGCCCAGAUCGCUCUGCUCAUGAUGGAUGACGUUGAAGAUGAUCGCAAGCAUUUCAAUUACGACCAAAUUGUGGAACAGCAAAAUCUGAGCAAAAGAAAGAAGAAACAGCUGAAGAAGAAAGAAGAGCUGGUAGAAGAUGAAUUCCAGAUAAAUGUAGAGGAUUCCAGAUUUCAGGCCAUGUAUACGUCACACUUCUACAAUAUCGACCCUUCGGAUCCCAGUUACAAGAAGACCAAAGCCAUGGGCAGGGUACUGGAGGAGAAAGCCCGGAGGAGAGAGAAGGAGCAGGAUAGUCGGUCCGAGGCAGUAAAGAGGCACGCGGCUGAACUGGAGACCCAACAGAAAAAGGGCACAGACCCAGCGCUGUCCAUGUUGCUUAAAUCUGUGAAGAACAAAACACAGCAAUUUCAAGCGUCAAAAAAACAGAAAAUAAAAUAGUUUAUAUAAAAA